UGGAUUGGGCGUCGAGCACCGUCAAUGGCAGCUUUAGAGUUACCUGAGACACUAUUAUGGUGGAAGAUUUUGGUAGCAGCUUGUUGGUCCCUUUUUUUUCCUUAAACACUGACACCUUAUUAAAACGAUAUCUCGAUUCUUGGCAGGAGCAUAUCGAUAACCUUUUGGGAUACAAAGUAUCACGAUAUAUCACCAUUUCGAUAUUUUGUCACACCCCUAAUCAGUCACAUCAACAGCAUCUACUGUACUGUGUAGUCCUCCUUCGCAUCUCUCACACACACUCAAGCACACGCACAUGCACACAGUGGCAGCUAUAAAAGCAGUCGCGUGAACUCUGCUGGAGUCAAAAGAAUCCAGCAGCUGAGGAUUAAGCAGGUCCUUGCGCCUUUUUUGUGGGAGGAAUGCAUUUUUAUGGACUCAUUAUGCAAAUCCUGACGUGAUCAGGGUAAAGAUUCAUCAGCCAAUCGAUGGGGAUUUCACGAGGAGCUCCGCCCACCACCUCCGCCGCCAGCCCGCCCUCCUCCACCUGCGGCCUCCCCCUCAACCCUGCCCACUCCCUCAGGCCCUCCAUACGCAAAAUGACUCUGGAAUUCACAGAAUGGUUCUCUAUAUGGAUUUUUACCCCCUGUAAUAGACAAAAACAAAAGUAAGGCGAGAGCAGAUAACGACCUCAAUGACCAAUAAGCCAUAAUCGCACAACACACACGCACUCACAGACACGCACGCGCAAACACGUUCCAUCCACGCAUCCAUCAAACAAAGAGAAUUGCACAAACAUUGAAUGUUAAGCUCUUAUUCUGUGAAAUUUCAGCUGCUUUCUUCUUUUUUUUUAUUUGGGGGAUUUUCGACAAAUAGUGGUAGUAACGCUAAUUUUGUCAGGGUAUUUUAUUUUUGCUUCUUAUGAUAAACACCAAGGAAUGAGCAAGAAUUUGUCGCCGCAGUGCCGUGAAGGGUAGAUUUUUAGUUCCUGGCUGGCCUUCAAUUGCCUCCAAUAGAGAUUAACGUAGAAAGACACAUACAGCCUUUUUGAUAACAGCACAUUUUGAUUCUAAGGUAUCCCAAAUUAUCACAGAUUUUCAACUGUAAUUCAGUUUUAAAGUCAUCUUGCGGGACCUUUUUCGGAUCAGCAUUCGUUCCCCCCAACCCGAGGCGUGCAUGCCCCCACCCGCCAUGCCUCCCCAGAGCACGGGCGCCGACGCCAUGCAGGUGGGAUCACUGAUGGUCGGCGUGGAGGCCAAAAACUCUCCGGACGAGGAAAAGGGCGUGGACGCGGCCGGAUCGGCGGGGGUGCGGAGCAACGACAACGGUGGCGAGGAGUUGGCGAGCGAGGGGUCCAUCGAGGGCAUCCCGCUGAAAAGAUGGGUGAUGCACGGCGCCGUUAUGUUCGGCCGGGAGUUCUGCUACGCCAUGGAGACGGCUUUGGUGACGCCCGUGCUUCUGCAGAUAGGUCUUCCAGAGCAGUACAACAGCUUGACGUGGUUCCUCAGCCCAGUACUGGGCCUCAUAUUCACCCCUCUGAUCGGCUCGGCUAGCGACCGCUGCACCCUGCGCUGGGGUCGCCGGAGGCCCUUCAUUCUGGCACUUUGCAUCGGAACGCUGAUCGGGGUGGCGCUAUUCCUAAAUGGAUCACUCAUAGGCUUGUCUCUGGGCGACGUUCAAGGUAGACAGCCAAUAGGAAUUGUUCUGACCGUCCUGGGAGUGGUAGUGCUGGACUUCUGCGCCGACGCAACGGAAGGACCGAUUCGAGCGUACCUUCUGGAUGUGGCGGACACGGACGACCAGGACAUGGCACUCAACAUCCACGCCGCCUCAGCAGGUCUUGGCGGUGCGGUGGGUUACGCCUUAGGUGGUCUUAAUUGGACUCACACCUUCUUAGGAGCCAUCUUUAAGUCCCAAGAGCAGAUUCUCUUUUUCUUUGCUGCCAUCCUGUUCUCUGUGUCAGUGGUGUUACAUCUGCUCAGCAUUGACGAGCAACGUUAUAUCCACCAACAUGACAGGCUGGAUCAGGAGAGUCCAGCUCCGAGCCACUCGGAUCCUCCAGCUAACGGCCGCGCCGGAAUGGUCACUCCCAGGCUGGAAAUGAUCGGAGAGGACGAAACCAUGGACAGCCUCGACCUUUACGACGCCUACAGGGACGAUCAAUCCGAGCCCGGUGACAUGGAGUUGAACUUCCUGGAGGUGGAGCUUGUGAGGAGUAAAAGCGACAGCGUCUUAGCCAUGACAGACGCCACCCUGGACCAUAUGGACCACGACGCCAUGUUCCUGUGCCACAUCGAGCCGUCCAUCUUCGCCGACCGCCUCUCCCCCUAUCACGGCUCCCCUACUGCCGCCCCUCACUUUCUCUACGCCAACCAUUGCACACCGCCUUCCCGACUAGCUUCUUUACGCCGCAGCAGCAGCGCGGGCAGUCAGGAUUUUCUACGCCCCCAAAACGGCGGCCACCCCCCAAAACUGGACAGCGGCAGGAUUUGCCGUCUUUCAGCGUUCAUGCAGGAAAUGGAAAACGACGAGGGUCAGGAGGCGUUGCUCAACAACCAGCUGAACGAGGAACGAACGCGAAACGGACGCCUGUUGGCGCGCGUUGCCGCUGGCGAAACAGAUAGUACAAAUGGACUGAGCGCUAAAGGCCGCGCGCAUCGGACUGGAAUGGUCAAAGCCGCCAGUACCGGCGCCCCCACGCGGAUUUCGCGUCACCACCACACAAUGUACCGUCAACCUUCUUGCACCUUUUCCUACUACGGCCGCGUGGGCAGCCACCGUCACCGCUAUCGGCGGGCUCACGCCGUCCUUCUCAUCAAGCCGUCACGCAGCAUGAACGACCUGUACGAAGUCGAGGCGCGACACCGACGCCCGAGCCGUCGGCGCGACCGCCACCGCAGCGGCAACACCAACUCGUCCAGCGGCGACGCCGAGAGCGAAGAGGGCGAGGUUGAGACCACCGUACGGUUGCUGUGGCUCUCCAUGCUAAAGAUGCCGCCUGAGCUUCUACGCCUUUGCGCGUGCCACCUACUCACGUGGUUCUCCAUCAUCGCUGAAGCUGUCUUCUUCACCGACUUCAUGGGUCAAGUCAUCUACCACGGAGAUCCCAUUGCUCCUGUUAAUUCCACGGAUCUGAGUAACUAUCACCAAGGCGUUCAAAUGGGAUGUUGGGGCCUGGUUAUAUACGCCAUGACUGCCGCCACGUGCUCAGCUCUCCUUCAAAAAUACCUGGAAAACUUUGACUUGAGCAUCAAGGUCAUCUACAUCUUAGGAACACUUGGAUUCUCCAUAGGAACUGCUGUUAUGGCCAUAUUUCCUAACGUCUAUGUUGCCAUGGUGAUGAUCAGCAGCAUGGGCAUCAUCUCCAUGAGUAUUUCCUAUUGUCCCUACGCCUUGCUGGGGCAGUACCAUGAAAUGAAAGAGUACAUCCAUCACAGUCCCGGCAGUUCCCGCAGAGGGUUUGGCAUUGACUGCGCCAUCUUGUCUUGCCAAGUGUACAUCAGUCAAAUCCUGGUGGCGUCUGCUUUGGGGUCCGUCGUGGAAGCUGUCGGCAGCGUGCGCGUUAUUCCCGUCGUGGCCUCCGGGGGCUCUCUGUUGGGAUUCCUCACCGCUUGCUUCCUGGUUAUAUAUCCCACACAGGGCGGGGAGGCGGGAUCAUCCAAAACUGAGAAACAGGCAUUGACCACGCUUGCCAAUCCCAGUGAAGGAGUGAAAGAAAAACCCAGCUUUUUAAAAAUCAACAAGGAGGGCAAGACCACCACGACCACCUCCUGUCACAUGGAGAAUGAAUCUGUCUUGUGAUUGACCACGCGUCAAGCCAUACACAAUCAUCACCAGUAAUACUCCGUCCCAAUCUCAAUGUGAUCUUUCAGCAGGUAAAAAAAAAUAAAUCAAGGGUUGGGGGCCGAUACCUGGACAGGAAAUCUCAGGGGCGACUGUUGACACGCUCGCACGCACAUAAACGUUACUGACCUCCUCGAAGCUGCAAUCGUUGACGACAACAAAAACGUCGAUCUUCCUCGCCGUGGACGGAAACGUUUUGUUCUGCUGAAGCUUUAAGACUCUUUACGAACUUUCAUACUUGAAAACGAGAGCCCGAAGCCCAAGUAUAAGAAUAAUAAGACAGCCCCAAAAUUGACGGCAAAGGAUGUCCAAAUCUUGUCAUUCCGGGACCACGCGAGAGAAAAGCGGAGUACGAGCAUGCAACUGACUUGUCUUUUAAGAUCGGACGUCCUUUCAGGAUUAAAAGUGAAAUUCCACAAAAGAAGGCGCCUUCACACGCAUAUAAAAAAAUAUAUAAACAGUAUACAGGGCAUUAUUAUCCCAAAUACUUCUUUGCAUGACCUCUUGAGAUGAUCUUACAAAAAAUGCUGCAUGUCUGCAGUUUAGGGAGUUUUUUUCUCUCUUUGCUGCUUCUUGUUGUUCACUUUAAUGACAUGCGGGUGGCACUCUUACUAAUAACUAACUGCACAUCAGCUGGUGAAAAAAAGAAAAACUACUUUCAAAGUCUUCCUGAGAUGUUUAUGAAGACAUGAAAUGCUGGGAGUCCACUGGAAAAAAAACGGCAAGCUGAAAACGUGGUAGUGUAUGAGAAUGUUGUCGCUGUAGAAAAGUAAACGCAAUAUGUAUAUAAUAUACAGGGGUUGGACAAAAUAAUGGAAAUCUUACAUUUUGGCAUCAUAAUCAUUGAACAUAAUUGUUAAAAAAUGGCAUGAAGAACAUUCUAAUGAAGUUCAGCAUCUCAUAUUGCCGGCAAAAUCCCCAGACCUCAACAUUAUUGAGCAUUUAAUUAAGAUGUUGAUUUCCACCCUUGUCUCUAAAAGAGCUAAGAGGAUAUUACCUUAAAAAUGGCUUAAAAUUCCUUUGGAAACAAUUCACAAGUUGUACGAAACAAUACCUUGGAGAAUUGAGGCUUUAUUUGCUGCAAAAGGCGGACCAACACCUUAUUAAAUUAGUUUUUGUUGAUUUUUUUAAGGUCUUUCCAUUAUUUUGUCCAACCACUGUAUAUUUUGCUUUAAAAAAACAUUUUUAGCAUUGACUAAUAAUUUUUUUUUUUUUUUUUU
Corythoichthys intestinalis (scribbled pipefish) is the source of this 5042-nucleotide messenger RNA. Its product is annotated as solute carrier family 45 member 4-like. NCBI's taxonomy places the organism in Eukaryota, Metazoa, Chordata, Actinopteri, Syngnathiformes, Syngnathidae. The transcript is spliced from 15 exons. The record is from RefSeq and is a predicted model, not a curated record. The coding region runs from base 1156 to 3780 and encodes 874 amino acids. Gene Ontology annotation, cellular component: membrane. Gene Ontology annotation, biological process: transmembrane transport. Gene Ontology annotation, molecular function: sucrose:proton symporter activity.